Messenger RNA from Fibroporia radiculosa, 1560 nucleotides. RefSeq lists its product as uncharacterized. The record is from RefSeq and is a predicted model, not a curated record. NCBI's taxonomy places the organism in Eukaryota, Fungi, Basidiomycota, Agaricomycetes, Polyporales, Fibroporiaceae. Gene Ontology annotation, molecular function: myo-inositol:proton symporter activity. Gene Ontology annotation, cellular component: membrane. The coding region runs from base 1 to 1560 and encodes 519 amino acids. Gene Ontology annotation, biological process: transmembrane transport. The transcript has 13 exons.
AUGGAUCGGACGUCUAACGAUCUGCGCGACUUUAAGGACGACUUGAAAGACGAGAAGAUCUACGACGAAGUUUCGGAGGAUGUCUCGAAGACAAAUGCCAAUGGUGAGAUAUCGGAACUCGCGGUGAUUGUGGAGGGCGAGGAGCGGACGACCUGGUUCGUGUGGUUGCUCGUGUGCUGCACUAGUAUCUCGGGCUUGCUAUUUGGAUAUGAUACGGGAGUGAUAUCGGGCGCACUGGUUACUAUUAGCUCCGAUCUCGGGCCCGCAGAACUAUCGUCAGGACAGAAGGAGCUCAUCACUUCCGCAACCACGCUCGGUGCACUGCUAGGUGGUCUCCUUGCUGGCAUGCUUUCUGAUUAUCUUGGGCGAAGACCUGUUCUCGCGCUCGCAGACGUCAUCUUCAUAGGAGGCGCCAUCGGUCAGGCCGUGUGCCACACCGUCUGGGCAAUGAUCGGUGGCAGGUUCACUAUCGGGUUCGGUGUCGGGAUCGCGUCUUGUGUAGCACCACUUUACAUCCAGGAGCUAUCCCCCACACGCCUGCGGGGACGCAUGGUCGCGCUGAACGUUGCAGCGAUCACAGGUGGACAGGUUAUCGCAUACGGAAUCGACGCUGCCUUUGAGAACACCCACGGCGGCUGGCGAUGGAUGGUCGGCUUGGGAUCUGUUCCUGCAGGGCUACAGUUCAUCUUCCUGUAUUUCCUCCCCGAAUCGCCGCGUAUCCUCAUCCGCCGAGGCAACCUCAACAUGGCGCACACCGUGAUGUCGAAGAUUUACGCACAUGCUACGCCUAAACAAGUUGAUCUCAAGGUCAAAGUAUUGGCUUCUGCUGUGCGCCAAAGCAUUGAGAUCACGAAGUCCACAACUUUGGUUCAGCGCUGUCGAAUGAUUCUAGUCCUUCCCGUCAAUCGUCGUGCCCUUAUCAUUGGAUGCGGUCUUCAGGCAUUCCAGCAACUUUGUGGUUUCAAUACGCUCAUGUAUUAUAGCGCAACUCUGUUCGAGGAGAUUGGUUUCAACCAGCCCACCGCUGUCGGCCUGAUUGUGUCUGGCACAAACUUUAUCUUCACGCUAUUUGCACUCAAGUACAUUGACAUCAUCGGCAGACGCAAGAUCAUGAUAUAUUCUGCUCCAGGCAUGAUCGUGGGGCUAACGCUCGCUAGCAUUGCAUUCCAUUAUCUCACACUCAAGACUGGUGGAAAUCUCGUCGAAGGAACACAUUACCCAAGAACAUGGUCCGCAAUUGUGCUGCUCGCUAUGAUAUUCUACGUGGCUUCGUACGCCACUGGUCUAGGCAAUGUACCCUGGCAACAAGGAGAGCUCUUCGGAUUGGAAGUUCGCGGCAUUGGGACCUCUCUGGCUACGAUGACGAACUGGGGCGCGAACCUGCUUAUCAACUCCACUUAUCUCUCUCUCAUGGCUAAGAUCACGCCGGCUGAGACAGCAGGGUUGAGUUUGGAAGAAGUGCAGAUGAUCUUCCAGCGUGGAUUCGGUAUAAAGGAUAGCCAGCGAUUGAGGCGAGAGAAAAGGGCACUUCUCCGAGGCGAGAAGCAUGUGCAGGCAUGA